Molecule: messenger RNA, 3131 nt
Organism: Sturnus vulgaris (Common starling)
Lineage: Eukaryota; Metazoa; Chordata; Aves; Passeriformes; Sturnidae
Gene: HTR2A
Product: 5-hydroxytryptamine receptor 2A
Biological process (GO): serotonin receptor signaling pathway; G protein-coupled receptor signaling pathway, coupled to cyclic nucleotide second messenger; chemical synaptic transmission
Cellular component (GO): plasma membrane; dendrite
Molecular function (GO): G protein-coupled serotonin receptor activity; neurotransmitter receptor activity
Source: RefSeq, a predicted model, not a curated record
UGCUCUGCCCUCCCCUGCCCUCCUCUGCUGUCGCUACCUUGUGGUUUAUGACAUCCAGAGAGUGGGAGGUCUGACAAUCCGAAGAAGGCAGCAAGGAAGAAAUUCCAUUCCUGUUGCAAUCAGUAAUUCCUCCGUGGAGGCUGCUUUCUCGUGAGUGUGUGCACGCACUUUCUUUUGUGUCACUUCAAGAAGGGCUCUGAUAUUAUUAUUACUUUAAAUAUAGCUUGCCCUGGGGCGGGGAAACGCACAAGGAAAGAGCCGGCAAGCAGCCUAUCUCUCAGAAGAAAAGAGCAAGCCUCACAGCACAGGAACUGGCUUCACUCAAGUGUGCAGUUUAGAAGUCAAAAAACUAUUUGAAAUACCACCAUUGUGGAGGAGGCUGAAGAAAAAAAAGACACGGAACUGGCUAAACACAGCGAAGAAUACAGUAAACCAGAGUGCAAAGUGCAUCUAUUUGCAGUUUGAAAGUGGGCUCUGAAGUGCAAUCUGGAUUUUCAAUAUAUGCCAACACUGGACUUCCUAUGGAACUGAAAACAAAACAUUUCAGCUUUCAGAGUAAUUCUGAUAUGUUUUUCUACAUCAUACUAAAAUACAAAAUAGUGGCAAAAAUACAGUCGACAAAAGAUUGUACUCCCUCAACUUCUGGCAUGGAGAGCUGAGGAAUAUAAUGCCCAAUGGUGACAAAGGGUGAUAAUUUCCUGUUUUUCACAAUUUGUCUCUGUGGUUUUGGACUUAGCAAUGGAUAUUCUUUGUGAUGGAGAGAGCUCUGUGAACCCAACUGCAAACUCCUUCAUACAAAUAAAUCAUGAGAGAAGAUUCUACAGAAAUGUUUAUGGAGCUGGAGAAAUUAAUAUAUCACAUCUCUGCAACUUGACUGUGAACUCUGACAACCUAACCAAUCUUUCAUGUGAAAGUAACAUGAGCCCACCGUGCUGCCUUUCACAGAAAAACUGGCCAGCUUUGCUGACGGUGAUAGUGAUUGUUUUAACCAUUGCUGGAAAUAUCCUUGUCAUCAUGGCUGUUUCACUGGAGAAAAAACUACAGAAUGCCACUAACUAUUUUCUAAUGUCACUUGCAAUAGCUGAUAUGCUGCUGGGUUUCCUUGUCAUGCCUGUAUCCAUGUUAACCAUACUGUAUGGAUACGAAUGGCCUCUACCCAGAAAGCUGUGUGCCAUUUGGAUCUACCUGGACGUGCUGUUCUCCACCGCAUCCAUCAUGCACCUCUGUGCCAUCUCACUGGAUCGCUACAUCGCCAUCCGCAACCCCAUCCACCACAGCCGCUUCAACUCAAGAACCAAGGCUUUUGCCAAAAUAAUUGCUGUUUGGACCAUAUCAGUUGGUAUCUCCAUGCCUAUACCUGUCUUUGGACUACAAGAUGACUCCAAAGUAUUUAAGAAAGAUAUUUUUAAGAAAGACAUCUGCUUACUCGCAGAUGAAAAUUUUGUUCUAGUAGGCUCUUUUGUGGCAUUCUUCAUCCCUCUAACCAUCAUGGUAGUCACUUAUUUUUUAACUAUCAAGUCACUGCAGAAGGAAGCUAUGCUAUGUGUGAAUGACAUUGGCCCUAAGACCAAGUUUGCUUCAUUCAGCUUCCUCCCUCAGAGUUCCCUGUCCUCAGAGAAACUCUUCCAGCGCUCCUUGAACAGAGACACGGGGACUUCAGGAAGGAGAACCAUGCAAUCCAUCAGCAAUGAGCAGAAGGCUUCCAAGGUCCUUGGCAUUGUCUUCUUUCUGUUUGUUGUGAUGUGGUGCCCGUUUUUCAUCACCAAUGUGAUGGCUGUUAUUUGCAAGGAGUCAUGCAAAGAAGAGGUCAUUGGAGGACUUCUUAACAUAUUUGUUUGGAUUGGCUACCUUUCUUCAGCUGUCAACCCACUCGUAUAUACGUUGUUCAACAAAACCUACCGCUCAGCUUUCUCUCGCUACAUCCAGUGUCGCUACAAGGAGGAGAAGAAACCUUUCCAGCUGAUCUUAGUGAACACUAUCCCAGCACUUGCAUAUGACUCCAGACAGCUCCAGCUAGCACAAAUGAAGAGUUUGAAAAAAGAGGCGAAAAUGAUGGCUAAGGAUUACUCAACAGUCACGAUAGGAACACAUCAUUUAGAUGGUACCUCCAAGGGAAGUAUCGGCCCAGGGAAUGAAAAGGUUAGUGGUGUGUGAUGGUCAGCAGCUGCCAUGACAACCACUUUCUGUGCACUGAAAAUUUCACUCGCUGUGAGAAGCUCUGAUAGCUUAGGAAAAUCAGCUGUGUUCAAGAGACCUUCCAACAACAUCAUAUACUCCUCACAUUAUCCUGUGAAUGAAAAGCAGGGUUGAAAGGGUAUCAAAUGUGCAAUUUUUCUCCAUACUUUGGCUGUUUAAAGCACAGGCUUUAUUAAACUUAUUUUUUUAAUAUUCUAAAGGAUAUAUUUCUUAAAGAAAAAAAUGCAAUUUCUUGUAUUAUAAUAUGGGCUGUGAAGAAACCUACGCAUUUCUCUUCUCUUUGCAAAUGAAAGCUAAGCUGUCCUUUGAUGUUCUUGCAGAGUAGGCUCCAGCUAGUUUGUCUUGCUACAACUGAGUUUUGUUAUCAUUAACUGAAUGAGCACUUUAUGGAAUUUUAAAUAAAAUGAUGGUCCAUUUGCUAAUAUAUAUUUAAAAUAAAUCCUAAAGUAUUAAACAAAAUCUAUUCAAAUUGCUAUAGAUUAAUUAUAUGGACAUUUUGUUAACUGUUUUAAUGCUAUUUUUUUCUUUCUCAGUAACCAUCCCGAAAUGCCCCUGGGCUUUUCUGCCAUUUGUUCUGUAUUUCAAAUAAGCAAUCUUUAAAGGUGAAUUAUACUUGAAUAAUCCUCUGUUUCCACCACCACUUGUAAUCUUUAUUUCAGGACUUGUAGUUUAUUUUCAUUCAAAAAUUUCACAUGUUCAUCUUAAAAAUUGAAAGUAAUGUUUUCAAAAUUAUUAGUCUUAAUUCCCUGCUCCUCCCACUAGUGAAGACAGGGAGGUGAAGUGAGAGAACAGCGGAAAACCAGGCACAACAUUGCUAAAUAAUUUCAGCACCACUUCCAGAUUCAUGACUCUCUGUUCAAUUCCAAAAAAGUCUGAUUUAAAUUAUGUCAGAGGAAGCUUUGCAUGAGUAAAGCCUUCAGUAAAAGAUUGAAGCA